AUGGAUCUGCACGGCGGCCGGAAUAAGGAGAAGAAGCGGCGGCUGAAGGCGGAGCAGGUGAAUGGCCUGGAGAAGAGCUUCGAAUCCGGCGGAGACAGGCUGGACCCGGACCGGAAGAUCCAGCUGGCUCGGGAGCUGGGCCUGGACCCCAGACAGGUGGCCAUUUGGUUCCAGAACAGACGAGCCCGGUCCCGGACCAAGAAGCUCGAGAGCGACUAUGAUGCCCUUCGCAGACAGCUCCAGUCCCUCGCUGCCCACAACCUCGCCCUCAAAUCUAACAAUAAAAAACUCCACUCACAGUUGUUAGCUCUAAACGGGAGGAAGGUUUCGGCGGGGUGUGUUCAUUCGGACACGAGCGUCGCCGCCAUUGUUAUGACAUCAUCCAGCGUUGGAGGUCCCGGAUCCGCGAAUAUGAGGGAGGUCUUUCAGUUUCAGCCUUCUUCAUCGAGACCAGAUAUGGUCCAGGACCCGGACCCGGACCCGGACCCGGAGGGAUUCUGCAACGUGUUUGGGGAGAACCAGCAGGGAUUGUGGCCAUGGCCUUAG
This is a messenger RNA of Andrographis paniculata, 546 nucleotides long. RefSeq names its product homeobox-leucine zipper protein ATHB-23-like. The record is from RefSeq and is a predicted model, not a curated record. NCBI's taxonomy places the organism in Eukaryota, Viridiplantae, Streptophyta, Magnoliopsida, Lamiales, Acanthaceae. Gene Ontology annotation, cellular component: nucleus. Gene Ontology annotation, molecular function: sequence-specific DNA binding; DNA-binding transcription factor activity, RNA polymerase II-specific. The transcript has 2 exons. The coding region runs from base 1 to 546 and encodes 181 amino acids. Gene Ontology annotation, biological process: positive regulation of DNA-templated transcription.